Messenger RNA from Oncorhynchus gorbuscha (pink salmon), 344 nucleotides. RefSeq names its product cortexin domain-containing 1-like. Bases 35 to 217 code for a protein of 60 amino acids. NCBI's taxonomy places the organism in Eukaryota, Metazoa, Chordata, Actinopteri, Salmoniformes, Salmonidae. The record is from RefSeq and is a predicted model, not a curated record. The transcript has a single exon.
ACAUAGAGACCCAACGCCAGCAGCAGCAGCAGGCAUGGAGGAGGGGGCCACUCCCGACCCAGAGUUUGUGGACGUGGACCAGGGCAUGACGCUGGCCUGUGUGGCCUUCCUCUGCCUUCUCCUGGUGGCCAUGAUCAUCCGCUGUGCCCGGGUCAUCAUGGACCCCUACAGCGCUAUACCCACCUCCACCUGGGAAGAGCAGCACCUGGAUGACUAGCGGGGAACAAGCUGUGCUGUUACACAUAUAGCCACACCUGUGAGGGUGCAGACGCACAGGCACGUAGGGACAUCCACAUGAACGCAAGCGUGGGUAAACACGCAUACGCACAAAAGAAAGGAGACGA